UUGGCGUUGGCUCGAGCUUCUUCGAACUUAGCUCCAGCCACCAAAGACAGCCGACACAGCUCCAAUGCUCGCUCGCACUACUACCCCCUCCUCACCGCACUCCCCGACACCUCCAUCGUAACCAUUGAUCCUCGCCACCAUGGUCCUCGCCCGCACCGGAGCCCUGCGCACCCUGCAGUCUUCUUUGAGACACAGCGGCCGCCGCGUACUUCCCCGGACUUCGGCGCCCCGCCGAACGCAGCUUGUUCAGAGACGCUAUGCCAGCGGAGGAUCGGACGGCGGGCAUGCUGCUAGCUCCGACAUUCCAUGGCUCAUCGGUGCUAUAGCCGUCACCGUCCCCGCUACCUGGUAUCUGUGGCCCAGUACUUCCGACGCCGAGCAUAGCGCUCCUCAUGCGGUCUACGAGGAAUUCGCCAAGUCGGAGGAGAAGAAAGAGAAGGAGGGAGGUGGCGAGGAGGAGGACGAAGGCUCAGAUGACGGCGAGAAGCAGGAUCAGGGCUCCGAGGAGGAUGAGUCUGACGGUCCGGAUCAGAAGGAGGAUCCUAAGAAGAGCGAGCCAGACGGUGGGAAACCCGAGAAGUCCGAGUCUGGAAGUAAAGACUCCAAGAAGGGCGGUUCGGAAGGUGGAGAGUCCAAGAAGGGUGAAUCUGGCGGCGACGAGUCCAAGAAGAGCGAAUCAAAGGGUGGUGAUUCCGAGAAGAGCGAGUCCAAGGGUGGUGAUUCCGAGAAGAGUGAAUCGAAGGGUGGUGAGUCCAAGAAGAGCAAACCAAAGGGCGGUGAUUCCGAGAAGAGUGAAUCAAAGGGCGGAGAGUCAAAGGGCGAUGAUUCGAAAGACGACUCCAAUGACGAAUCCGACGAAGGUGAAUCGAAGGACGACGACUCUGGAGACGAUUCCAAGGAAUCCAAGUCAUCUGACAGCUCCAAAGACUCCGGCGACAGCAAAGGCGAUGACGACAAGUCUUCCAAGGGGAAAGGUAAGACGAUUGGCAAGUCUAUUCACCCCGAUAACGAUUCCACUAAACCGGAUCAAAGAAGUAAAUCCGCGCAGUUUGGAAUCUCUACCGGCGAGACGAAGCACUCGACUCAGAUUGACCAGGACCCCAGCAAGUCAAAGAAGAGUGACGGAUCGCCGGAAACUUCAAAGGCCAAGGGGACUGUCAAGACGGGGAAUUAGCUUUUACUUCGAUUGACUUCCCUCCGAUACUGAAGCGGUAAUGGAGGGGAAAUGCGAGUCGGCAUUUGUAUAUAUUGUAUCGCUAAAAAGGAGAAAUGCAACAUUUCAGUAGA
Molecule: messenger RNA, 1287 nt
Organism: Neohortaea acidophila
Lineage: Eukaryota; Fungi; Ascomycota; Dothideomycetes; Mycosphaerellales; Teratosphaeriaceae
Exons: 3
Coding region: 140-1174 (344 amino acids)
Source: RefSeq, a predicted model, not a curated record